Messenger RNA from Daldinia decipiens, 2634 nucleotides. RefSeq lists its product as uncharacterized. Bases 217 to 2505 code for a protein of 762 amino acids. The transcript is spliced from 3 exons. The record is from RefSeq and is a predicted model, not a curated record. Lineage: Eukaryota; Fungi; Ascomycota; Sordariomycetes; Xylariales; Hypoxylaceae.
GUUCCCAGUGUAAUCACUGAAGUUAUUUCCAUCAUAAGGGAAAAAGUGGCUAAGAUGACACGACUUCGACAAAACUCAAGGGAACGAACGCAGGUAUCUUAUCGAUAUUUCCAUAAGCCCUCGCGGCUGCCCGCGCAUUGGGACUUAACAAAGCCUCCUUCCUACUGUAUCACGUUCUUAGAUAGAGUGUGAUUGGGAUAACCCACAAAUUGAAUCAUGGAGGAUAAUCAGUACAUCUUACAACGAUGUCAAUUUGAAGAAUGCGAAGCUACCAUCUUCAUCAAGGGACCUUAUUGCACAACACAUACGGACGGCAUAAACGCGCUCAAGCCUACAACCGUUAUGAUGCCCUCUUCUACUCCAGGUCAUCAGCAGUCGAGCAAUCAUCAACAUUCACAACGGCCCGCAUCACCGCCCAAAAGUAAUCCUACUGCCGCGAUCCCCCAAUCAGAGAAGCUAGGAGAUGCUAUCACUGUGAAAGCUCCCCUUCCAAUGGCGGGUCCCGUGAACGAAAAGAAGCACCUUCCCACUAAAAUGGUAGCGAGAAAAACUGCUGGAAACGCGUUUUCUACCUCAAAGCACGAACCAGUAGGCACUCGCAAGUCUGAGCCCAAGCUUCCUUCUUAUGCUAGCUCUACUAGAGAUAUUGCUUCCUCGAGUCAACGGCCACCAAAACGGCCAAGAUUGUCUACUGACAUGGAGGAAGGCGAAGUAGAGGCCUAUCGUCGUGUUUCCUCAUUUUCUGAGAGCGGCUCUUAUCCAUCUCCUGUGGCGGCAUCGACGAAUAUUGGUGAACGUGAUCAUGAACCCGUGGCAGCUUCUGACUUUGCUCUUCGGCCAAAGAAAGAAAUUUCUUCUUCGUUAGAAACACCAUCAAGGUCCAGAUCACAGGAUGAUCGUUCAGCUUCGAAACCUUUCUACAAGGAUCGGCCACGUAAGCAACAAGGUCUAUAUGACAAUUCCAAGGGUUAUAAAGUUCCAACUCACGGGAUCAUAGACCUCACAGAAGAUGACAGCCCUCAUUUUCAACCUCCUAGCAAAGUCGUUGAAAGUCCGAAAGUCAGCACCGAGAAACAUGAAGAAGAUCAUACUGGAGGUCCGAACCCUCGCAUUGCACAUAUUAAUUCCGAAUCGGGACGCGAGGGAGAAUCAAUAAAGGUGCACGUCUCCAAAAAUAAAGACACGAAUAAGCUUCAUCGAAAUAGUGCAGCAAGUCGGAAGGAGCAGAACGGGGUUCGUAAGACAAGUUCCAACUCGACAAUUCGGCCCCUCCCGCGGAAGCCUCACGUUCAUAUUGCACCUCGACCCGCGCCGACGUUGCCUUCGCCAGAUUCGCAAGUCGCUUCACCGCCAACGGAACCCAAGCCAGCCAACGACAAACAAGACUCUGUCCACCGUCCUAAAUCGCCCCUUGAAACCCCCGCAGCUGAAGCCUAUCAGAAUGAUAAUCAAGAUCAACAAAGAAACGAAGUACCAGAGCCGACAGAAGAUACUGGAAGAAUUGUCAAUGGUAUUGCUGCUAAUCACCCACCAGUAACGUCUACUGCUCCUACCACGGUUGUAACGCCGAACACUACAACGGUUAACGGGGUGCAUCGUAUAUCACAGAUACCGACGAAGGAACAAGUAAACGAAUAUAUACGCAAUAUACUUGAAAAUCCGACAAGGAUAAACAUUCCCACCCCCAAAAGCCCCAGAAUUGAUUUAGGUACUCCGUUACCUCGGUUAAAUUCCGAGGAAGCGUCUAAUCCUACACACCAGUCACCAAAUAGGGGAGAUUCGGAUCCCUCAGGUACGCAGAUACUCAGUAGGUCACAGGUAGCGGAGAAACGUCCCUUGGCAAAACGCCAUCAAGAUGUGCCAAAGGCGGCGCAGCUUACCAAUAAUCGAAACGCAGCAAAGAGACCUGCCAAUCCACCGGUCAGCAAAUCAACUUUUGCAUCUAUAGUUCAAAACCGGCGCUGGAAACAUUUGAACCCCGAGGAAAGGCGGCAGGUCUGGAUAUCUAAACAUGAUCCAGAUAAAUUCGACUCUUAUAUAUACGGCAAACCUAAUGAAGCUAAUAGACCUGGCUCUACAUCGUUCGCUCUACCUGAAUAUCAACAACCUCCGCGCCCAACUCGUCCAGCAACACAUUUUAGUCAUAUAGACCCGCGGGUCCAUUGGACACGCCCUCGCUCCAAGAAGUGGUAUCUUGGAAAGCAGAACGAGAUUCGCGAACGGGGAAGUAGAAAAAGUAAUUUUGGCCAAGUUGCAGCCCGUACAGUAAAGCGGAGACGGGAAGAAGGCGACGACGCGCCUAUAGUCGACUUGCCUGAUCGAGUGCGGAAUAACCCCGCCUGGCUAUCCGCUCUAGAUGAACUAGACGCGAUGGCAGACCAGUAUUACGCGCAAAGGCAUCAUGCCCGUCAAAAGGGGAUCCAACAAAAGGAGAUGGAAGGUAAAAUCAUGGUUAUGGAUGAAGAUAGUGAUAUCGAAAUGGAAGAUCCAGCAGAGGUUGUUUGAAAGUUCCAAAAGAACUAUUCAAAAAUGCAAAUAUAGAGGACUUUUUUGGCUGGCCCUGGUACGAAUAGCUAGGCUCUCAAUGGCAUGGCAAUAUGGACAAUAUGGAAUUGAUUUUUAGAGAGCAUUGCA